AUGGCGAAAACGCCAAAAAUGGUUCCUCAAAAAGAAAAAGCUUCUUCUUCGCGGCCUGCCAGUGAUAAAACACCGGUGGAGCCACCACCUAAGGAGUGUGUUCCCGGGGGGGCCUUGGAAAAAAAUGCUAUUAUGAGGCCCCUAUCUUGUGAGGAGGAGACUUCUAUCCCGGCCCCAAAACCGGCAAAGGACAAAAAGAGGAAAAAGAUCAUGACCUCUGAGGAUCCCGAACCUAAGAAGAAGGUGGCUCGUAAGCUGAGGAAGAACAUCAUCCUCUCGACCGAAGAUUUUGUUCAGCGUCUAAGUGAUAGAGACGAAGAAGAGGAAAAUGAUAACUUUGGGCUGGUGGCCCAAGUGAAAAUGAGCACCGAGGCCCCAAAGGCUACCGAAUCGGUGAAGGUAGCAGAGAUUCCAUCUCAUGAUGAGGGACUCUCAGAAAGAGAAUUGGCCGAAGUCCCCGAGUCGUCAAGGAUCGAGGCUACCUCCCACCAUAAUGAGCAAUGGUGGGUAUGGCUGCAGGGGCUGAUCUCGAGGCCCUUUCAAUCGAAGGAGGCCACGGAAGGGAAUGAUUAUUUUACUGGGGUCGAAGAUGCUACCCGCCUGAGCGACUUGGAGUUCUCGAGGAAGGACUCGGGUGAGGCAUUGAGCCUUUUCAAUGAAGUGCAGCGAGCUAUGAAUCGGGCCUCAGUGCUUCAUUGGGAAGCAAUUUCUCGGUCUCGAGCUGAGUUGAGUCGGUAUGAGGCCAACCUUCAAGGGCUCACGGAGGAGAGAAAUGCCCUUAAACUUCUCUGCUGGCAAAGAGAAGAGGAAAUCAAGGACCUCCGAGCCGAGUUGGCCAAGGCUCACCAAGAUCAUUCUAACCUGAUCGAUCAGAAGAUCGAGGUCAUCGGGCAGCUCUACGAGAAGGUCGAUACGAUGAAGGCGGAGACCUUGGGUUGGAAAGAAGGUAUGGAUCGCUUUGCUGUAGAAAAAGAGGCUGCCUUAUCCCAAUUUUCAUUGGCCGAAAGUCAGCGUCGAGGCAUGAAAGAGAAGAGCUCGGCUCAGCCAAAGGAAAUAGCAGAGCUCGAAGCUCGGUUGGCUUCCAAACUUGAAAAGGCCAAAUCUGAAGCUGAAAAGGUUAAAGCUGAGGCAGACGCGAACAUGGCCUGCCAAUCUCGAAGGGAAACCCUCGAGGAGAUCCAUGCUCUAGGUUUUGAUCUUACCAAAGAGAUAAUAGAGGGUAAAGAGUUUGAAGCUGAUGCUGGAGCCCUGGCUUCUGAUGAUGAUGAUGAUGAUGACAAGAGCAAGAGUGGGUCUGGGAGCGGGGAAGAGAUCGAUGGAGAAGAAACUGCCCCCCGGAGAAAAUCAGGAACCUUAGGGUUUUUCAUUUUUGAUAUUUUUGUGUAA
Nicotiana tabacum (common tobacco) is the source of this 1386-nucleotide messenger RNA. The record is from RefSeq and is a predicted model, not a curated record. NCBI's taxonomy places the organism in Eukaryota, Viridiplantae, Streptophyta, Magnoliopsida, Solanales, Solanaceae.